GCGCAUGCGCGCUGGUUGAGUGGGGGAGGCCACCGGCCGGUCAAACUUUAGCCAUGGCAGGCCAUGGUGGGGCCGAGACGGUGCUGUUUAAACGCGGCGCCGGGCAGAGCGAUGAUUCGGACAUCUGGGAUGACACCGCGCUGAUCAAGGCGUACGAUAGAGCGGUGGCGUCAUUUAAGAAUGCUCUAAAGAAUGGUGAGUGUUCGGAGCCUUCGGACAAACAAGAACAAUGCUCAGGAACAAAGAGAAAAAAUAACAAAAAGAACAGAAGUAGGAAGAAAAGCAACGCAGCACCGUUGAAACAGUGGAGAGUUGGUGAUGCCUGUAGUGCAGUUUGGUCUGAGGAUGGCAAUGUGUACCUAGCAACUAUUGCCUCAAUUGAUCAGAAGAGAGGGACCUGUGUUGCUGUUUACACUGGGUACGGAAAUAGGGAAGAGCACAAUCUAUCCGAUCUGCUUCUUCCGAACACCGUUGAAAAAGAAAACGAGGAGCAGAAUGCCGAGGAGCAUGAAAAUGAAACUCAGUAUUCAACAGAUGAAAGUGAAAAGUUCUCCCAGUCACCUGGAAACAGAUACAACUCUACAAAAUUAAAAUCCUCUCACUGGAACUCCCAUUUUCCAUCUCCACCACCACCAGGCCUGGGAAGGCCUGGACCAAAAUUUAGUGGACCACCACCCUUCUUACCAAGCUACCCCCCACCAUUCCCAACAGGACCACCGUUGAUUCCUCCUCCACCACCCAUGGGUCCAGAUUCUCCUGAAGAUGAGGAAGCUUUGGGAAGUAUGUUAAUAGCCUGGUAUAUGAGUGGUUAUCACACGGGCUACUAUCUGGGUUUAAAACAGAGCCGAAUGGAAGCUGCCUUGGAGAGAUGUCCUCACCCUAAAUAACUGAAUAUCACUUACUAUCUUGAGCAAUUCCAUUUUGUCAACACAACAACUGACAUGUUUGAGAUGUACCAGCUAACUUGGGAAAACGUGGCUACAACUAAUACAGGUUCUGCUUCCUAAAUGACUACAUUUGCACAGGAGAUUAAACUCAAUCGGAGCUGCUACGUAUUACCUGUCCUGCUCAUCUGAUUAAUACUGCACUGUCAGCAGCUACUGCUACAGAAGAAAUGAAAGAUGUGAAAUUUUGCAUCACUGGAUUCAGAGCCAUUUUCAAGUAUGCAAACAGACUGAAGGCUUUGUUUAACACAGUGCAAGCUGAGUGCAGAGCCAACUUACAGUUAACUACCCCUGUGUUGUGGCACACUGGUGAUCUUGUAUUUCGCUGUGUGUUAUGUAAAUAACACACGGACUGUGCUAAUGUGUCUCCUAGAUUAUCCUGAGUUUGUUGGUUCUAAAGCAGAAACUCUGAAGAGACUGGCAAAUAACCAAAGUAAGUGCUAGAUUCUGUGCAUCAAGGUAAUAUUCAUUGUUGAAAACUUGGGAGUCACUGUGUGAAACACAGAAAACUCAAAUUUUCUCCAACUUCUGCCAACAGAUUUGCUAAUACAGAUAUUUACUAGAUCCUGAGAACCAAAAUCUCAGCUGAACUGAGCACAAAAGCUGCAGAAGAAACAUAUGGCAAGAAAACCCAGCAGUUUCUGGAAAUCCUUCCCACCUUGGAACACCAGAAAAUCAAACAAGCACUCAAAACCUUCAAUACAACACAGCCAGAAAUAGGAGAUGACCAUGGCCUAUAAUCUGAACCCAAAAGUGUAUGGUGCCAAAGAUUCUUUUUGGAAUGUCAUCCAGAUAUUGCACCCCUUCCUUAACAUGAAUUUUGCAGCAGACUAUGACUGUUAUGCCAGAGUAUUUCAACUAUUUGCUACUAAAGAUAAAAUUUCAAAUCUGAAAGGGGCAUUUACUAAUUCCAUGAACUUGCCUAACCCUGAUGAUAUGAAACUGGAUGUUCUGGCUUUUCAGAACAUCAAGACACACUUCCCAACUUCAGCAAAGUGGCACAGCAAGCUAUGAGUGUAUCCCCUGGAUCUACUGAUGCAGAGUGCAUAUUUUCACAGUUGGACUAAUUCCAUGACAGCAAGAGGCUCAACAUGAAUGAAGAUACUUUGAAGAAAAUUAUGCAAGCAUAUGCAAACCAGGAUUUCUGGAAAAACUACAAGCUCAGAGACAGAAUAUAUCUUUGUGUACACACAAGAAGUUUCAAUUAUACUGUAGUAAAAUAUGUAUAUUACAGGUUUUUUUGUUUUUCUUUUUCCUCUCCUCCUCUUCCUCCCCCCC
This is a messenger RNA of Gopherus evgoodei (Goodes thornscrub tortoise), 2222 nucleotides long. Its product is annotated as survival of motor neuron protein-like. Gene Ontology annotation, cellular component: nucleus; cytoplasm. Gene Ontology annotation, biological process: mRNA processing. The coding region runs from base 54 to 887 and encodes 277 amino acids. The record is from RefSeq and is a predicted model, not a curated record. Lineage: Eukaryota; Metazoa; Chordata; Testudines; Testudinidae. The transcript is spliced from 9 exons. Gene Ontology annotation, molecular function: RNA binding.